AUGUCGCGUCGGACCCAGCAUCCGUCCAUUCAUGGAUGGCUCCUCCUAGGUCUCUCCGCGCUGCUGCUCUCAGCCGUCCUCCUCAGCUCCUCGUUUCCCGCAGCAGACGCAGCUUCGCGGGAGCUUCUGGCGGCCGACGAGCCCGUGGACCCGGAUGACGUCACAGGAUGCCACCGUGGCGAUGGCGUGUGGGCGCGCUGCGUCCCUCUCACGGCCGGAGAAGUCCGAGAGAUGUUCCGACCAGGGACGGAUCUCGGCGGCGUGACGACUUUGGUGGAUGCCGGUGAUCAGGAUGCUGCUGCCAACGCAGACCACUCCCGGAAGCUUGCUGAGGUGGAACUCCCCGAUGCUGACGUGGAUGAGAGCGUCUCUGACGUGGAAGUCGUGGACGCCGUGCUGGAAGACGUGGCCGCGCAGAACGUCCAGCCUGCUGACGUCACGGUAGAUGACGUGGCACCGAUGGUUGACGAGCAGCAGCAGGGCCAGACGGGGGAGGAGGCGGGGACGGAAGGGCAGCAACCGCAACAGGAGCAGAAACAGGAGGAGGAGGCGGGGGAGAAAGGGCAAGGGUAUUUAAGGAUGGCCGCCGCUGAUAGAACUGACAGCGCUGCUAACGCUGUUGUUAGGGCGGGUAGCGGCGGUGCUGGUGGGGAGGGGUCCGCUGAAUCCCCGCGAAGGCGCGUGCUGCGCGAGCUGGGGUACGGGUACUGGUUCGCCGUGGAUAACCAGCUGCUCGACGAGGAAGGGCGCGUGAUCAAGUUCUCUGGAGUCACGUGGAAUGGCUUUGACACGGAGAACUGUGUGGUGGACGGCAUAGCGGGCGGCAGCGGCUUGUCCUAUGCGGACCACCUGGAUAAGAUCCAGGGCGCGGGGUUCAACGUGGUGCGCCUGCCCUUCUCCACGGAGUGCCUCAUGUACGACGAGAGGACGCCUUCCAGAGAAGCCAUUGACUUUGAUCUCAACCCCGACCUCAAGAACCUCACGGUGAUUCAAGCAAUCGAUGCUGUAGUGAAGGCGUGUCGCGACCGUGGGCUGAGGGUCAUUCUCGCCAACACGCGCAUCGGGCCCGCCCUGCCUCCUCUCUACGAGGACGACCUGGGCGUGUGGUGGGACGCGGGGCACUCCGAGGCCGUGUGGAUCGGCAACUGGCUAAAGCUGGCCCAGCGAUACAUCGGGGACAGGACCGUUGUUGGGGUCGAUCUAUACAACGAGAUUCACAACCACCCGUCGCACCCGGAUAUUGUAUGGGCGGGGGACAACGUGGGGGAGCCGUACAACUGGCGCACCGCUGCUAAGAGGGCCGCGGAUGCCAUUCAGACAGUCAACCCCGACCUGCUGAUCAUCGUGCAAGGGCUGGGCACACAGUACACGUGGAGGGGCGCGGACCAGAGAGGGGUGAUGGCGCACCCACUCAAGCUCAAGGUCAAGUACAAGCUCGCCUAUGCAGUGAACGAUUUCGGCCCGUUCGUCGACCCCACCAAGCCCUGGUUCAAGGACAUGAACUUCCCAGAGAACCUCGAGGCUUACUGGGACGCCGCGUUCGGUUUCAUCCCUCAGAAGAACUUCACCCCCCUUAUAGUCACAGAGUGGGGCAGCCGGUUCCCCUCGGUGGAUAACACGUCCUCGGAUUUCCAGGAGAUGCAGUAUUUGGAGAAGUUUCAGCGGUAUAUUCGGUCGAGGAGUGCCGGGUGGGUGUGGCUCACGUGGGGCCCGACGAACAAGCAAGUGGGCGGGCUUUUAGCUAAGAGCUGGAAGAAGACGGAGCAGCCGAAGUUGUCGUUCCUGCAGCCAAUCAUGCACCCCAGGUUUGGGCCGGCCAAUGGGGAGCAGCCGUGGACGGCGCCGGAUCAUGACAAGCUGGUGGUGUUUGCUCCGGACACGAAUGUCACGGUCAUUGGGUCAGGCGAAGACCUGAGUCCCAAGCUGCAGCGCCCUCAAUGGAAUGCUGCUGCUCACAGUCCUCAUGGCCCGGUGGCUUUCACCCUCAUGUACUGCCUUGUGCUGGCUUUUAUUGUGUCGCUUAGUGCAUUCUGA
This is a messenger RNA of Closterium sp. Yama58-4, 2034 nucleotides long. NCBI's taxonomy places the organism in Eukaryota, Viridiplantae, Streptophyta, Zygnematophyceae, Desmidiales, Closteriaceae. The record is from the annotation of a GenBank genome assembly.